AUGGUCAUAAGAGCAUCCUGCAAUGAUUUAUUGCUUGUCUCUCCUCAUCUCGACUCUUGGACACAUAUCUACUACAUUUGCAAUCCGAUAACAAGACAAUUUUAUCAGCUCCCGGAGAUACCUCAAACUGAUCGAUAUUUGGCAUGUAGUGGACAGGCAUUAAUAUGCAUGCCUAACAACGAAUUUAAGAUCGUUGUUCUUGGUAGGCUGCGUAAUUCCAUCCGUGUUUGUAGCCAGAAUGUGAUGAUAUUUUCUUCCAAGACAGGAACGUGGGAAAGUAAAUGCUUGGAAUAUCCGAACCCCCGUGAACGAAGGGGGGUUCAUUGGUUGGAAAUGAUUACAUGCAAUGGGGUCGUGUAUUGGUUGGAGCAUGACUUUUAUAUGAAUAGGGUUCUUUCAUUAGACUUGCGGAAUGACAAUAAAGUCGGCACCUUAGACUUCCCCGAUGAUUAUUGGUGGUAUCCGAGGCGUACAAUGGAUCUACGGAAGCAUCAUCGGAUCAGAGGUGGAUUUAAGGGUGAUCACGUCAAAACUCAGAUUGGGGUUGUGAGUGGUGAAUUGUGGUUGCUACAAUUUGUAAACACAUCAGUGAAAGGAAUGAUUAAUCUUAAGGCAUGGAGAUUAAAUAAUGGUAGUGAGUGGAUUCUUGUCGAGGACAGAAAAAAUUUGAAAGAUCCCGUCAACAAGGAGGGGGAGGAGGAGUUUGUGGGUGGUUUUACUCAUCCAUUGAAUAAUGAAGCACUCAUUUUGGUGUGGGGUAGAAAUAUUUUUGAGUAUAAUUUAAUGGAUGGAAGCUUGGAGAUACUAGGUGUGCUUCAAGAAUACAUUAAGGUUAGUAAUUAUGCGUGGUAUAAGGAUGAGCGUCUUGUGUGCAUUCCUGUGAUGCCUCCCACCUGGCUUAUGGCACUUCGUCCUCACCAUCGUGCCUCCAAGUCUUUAUAG
This is a messenger RNA of Striga hermonthica, 942 nucleotides long. The record is from the annotation of a GenBank genome assembly. NCBI's taxonomy places the organism in Eukaryota, Viridiplantae, Streptophyta, Magnoliopsida, Lamiales, Orobanchaceae.